Molecule: messenger RNA, 402 nt
Organism: Trypanosoma brucei brucei TREU927
Lineage: Eukaryota; Euglenozoa; Kinetoplastea; Trypanosomatida; Trypanosomatidae
Product: 60S ribosomal protein L27, putative
Exons: 1
Coding region: 1-402 (133 amino acids)
Biological process (GO): translation
Cellular component (GO): ribosome; cytosolic large ribosomal subunit
Molecular function (GO): structural constituent of ribosome
Source: RefSeq, a predicted model, not a curated record
AUGAAGUUUCUGAAGCCCGGCAAGGUUGUGAUCAUGACUUCGGGCCGGUAUGCCGGCAAGAAGGCUGUGAUCGUGCAGAACACGGAUACGAGGAACAAGGAGCGCCCGUACGGUCAUUCGUUGCUCGCCGGAAUUAAAAAAUACCCAAGAAAGGUUGUGCGCGGGAUGAGCAAGCGCUCCAUCACACGCCGCUCGCAAGUUGGUGUGUUCCUCCGCGUUGUGAAUCACAAGCACUUUCUACCAACCCGAUACAACAUGGACCUCUCGCGUGAACUGCGCGGUCGCAUCAAUGUUUCCGACGCAUCGAAGAAGGCGAAGUCGAAGCAGUUGGUGAAACGUCUGUUUCAGGCCCGCUACAACGCCGGUAACAACCGUUGGUUCUUCCAGCGCCUUCGCUUCUAA